Molecule: messenger RNA, 1803 nt
Organism: Penicillium roqueforti
Lineage: Eukaryota; Fungi; Ascomycota; Eurotiomycetes; Eurotiales; Aspergillaceae
Exons: 5
Coding region: 1-1803 (600 amino acids)
Biological process (GO): fatty acid metabolic process
Molecular function (GO): medium-chain fatty acid-CoA ligase activity
Source: RefSeq, a predicted model, not a curated record
AUGCUCUCAAAUCAGCCUUCUAUUGUCUAUGGCCCGUCAGCUCCGAUCCCGGUGUCAAUGACAUUUGGGGACCUUCUAUCCUACCAUGCACAACACAGGCCAGAUAACCAUGCGAUUAUAUCGCAUCAUCAAAAUAUCCGCUUGACCUAUAGUCAGCUCGAAGAGCGUAGCACGUCGCUAGCAAAGGCAUUCUCCAGCUAUAACGUUAGCCGGGGUGAUACUGUGGCCAUCAUGUUGGGCAGUCGAACGGAAUACAUCGAAACAUUUUUUGCGUGUGCGAAAUUAGGUGCAUCGCUUGUCCUUCUUAAUUUCGCCUUUGUUUUAGAGGAGAUCGUUGAUACCUUGACUCCAAUUGCCCCGAAGCUUCUCGUUAUGACACCCAGCUUUGGGAAAUUUCAAUACGAGAACAUUCUAUUAAAGCUUUCAAAAAUGCUUCCUUCUUUGCAAGCUGUGGUCCUUGUGGAUCCGUACAAACUGAAGGCUCAAAGCCUAGGAGAUAAAAUGGUCUCCUAUGAAGUCUUACUCAAGCAAAAUUUUGCCACGAGCUUGCCUGGCAAUGUUUCGCCUCAUGACAUUGUCAACAUACAAUUCACAUCUGGCAGCACUGGGACUCCCAAAGCAGCUGCACUUAGCCACUACAACAUUAUGAAUUGUGGCAAGAAUAUCAGUGCCCAGAUGAGCAUAAGCGAUAAGGACCGAGUCUGUCUUCCUGUGCCUUUGUUCCACAGUUUUGGACUUAUCAUUGGUAUUUGCACCAGCACGUGGAGUGGAUCAACCAUUGUAUUCCCAUCGGAAACGUUCGACGCCGAUGCGGUGUUGAAAUGCAUUGAGGGAUAUAGAUGCACUGGCAUUUAUGGAGUCACCACAAUGUUCAUCGAGGAGAUGAAGAACCCGAAGUUUGCUUGCACCGAUCGCUCAUCUCUGAAGUUAGACUUCUGUCCAAUAACGCUCGUCGACCUUUUAAAACUGACUCGUACUAGAUUUGGAAUCAUGGCAGGAUCAGCAAUGCCACAGGAUUUGCUGGAAAAGGUUGCAACCUCCUUCCCAGUUCCUCGCCUCUACACAAAUUGGGGGAUGACGGAACUUUCGUCCAUUACCACUAUGACACACCACAGCGAUCCAACCCCCAAUCGUCUUCACACAGCCGGUCGCCUUUUCCCGAACUUCAUUGGGAAAAUCGUGGAGCCUAACACAGGCCGAGUUCUGCCGUGGGGACAGAAGGGAGAGAUUGUGAUCUCUGGAUAUGGAGUCAUGGGUGGAGGGUAUCUUCGAAAUCCAUCCAAGACCGCAGAAGCGAUGAGACAACACGUGGAAGACUUGGAGCCCCAUGGAGUCGGACCUGUGGACAGCGAGGGAAAUCUUAGAACGUGGAUGCACACAGGAGAUGAAGGGUAUUUUGACAAAGAUGGAUAUUUUGUGAUCACUGGACGCAUCAAAGACAUCAUCAUUCGCGGAGGAGAGAACAUUUCCCCGGUAGAAAUCGAAGCACGACUUUCCUCCCACGGGGCGAUUGUCCAGGCUUCUGUUGUUGGGGUUCCGAAUGCUCGACUUGGAGAAGAAAUAGCUGCCUUCGUUGAACUAACCAACGGCCAUGCUAAACCUACCGAUGAAGAGCUCCAGAAAUGGGUGCGAGCAAGUCUCAGUCGCUUCAAAACACCAAAACACUUUUGGUGGAUAGGUAGUCCCCAGCAUGGCGUUCCCCGAGAAUGGCCGAAGACUGCAUCUGGAAAGCUUAGAAAACCGGACUUACGGGAAGUCGCGAAAGAGUUGUUGGAGGAGGUGCCGGAAAGAGCUCGACUUUAG